Messenger RNA from Amyelois transitella, 559 nucleotides. It is a transcript of the gene UQCR-11, whose product is annotated as cytochrome b-c1 complex subunit 6, mitochondrial. The transcript has 3 exons. The record is from RefSeq and is a predicted model, not a curated record. Gene Ontology annotation, biological process: mitochondrial electron transport, ubiquinol to cytochrome c. The coding region runs from base 138 to 398 and encodes 86 amino acids. NCBI's taxonomy places the organism in Eukaryota, Metazoa, Arthropoda, Insecta, Lepidoptera, Pyralidae.
AAACAUUCAUGAUUAUUUUCCUGAGCAACAUUCAAUUUUAAUAUUUAUACAAAUAUAUAUUAUUUUACUCUAUGGCAACAUAGUUCAAUAACUGUCAGACGAGUCUCGUUGCAUCAUCGGUCUUCAAUUUUGGAACCAUGUCCGAGAAAAUUAUUCCUGUGGUCAAGGCUGAAGAGGAAGCUGCCGAGGAAGAAGACCUCGUAGAUCCUCAGCAGGAAUUGAGGGACUCUUGCGCCCAGAAGCCUGAUGCUCAGGCUCACUGGGCCAAAUACCAGGAGUGCAAUGACCGCGUUAACUCCAGAAGCAAUACCGCGGAGACCUGCGAGGAAGAACUUAUCGACUACCUACAUGUCCUCGACCACUGUGUUGGCAAAGACCUCUUCAAGAGGCUAAAGUAAUUUCAAAUUCGUUUCAAUUAUAUAGAAUAUGCAUAUAUUUCAAUGUACAUUUUUUUCAUGAUGUGAAGAGUCAAUCUUUAGUGCUAUUUAGUUAUUUAAAUGGGUGAUCGACAGAUGCUGCUGUUACAGUUUAUUUGUAAAUAAAAAAUCAUAGUUAAAAA